GGCAGUGAAGAAGGCGCUCCUGUGGAGACUGGUGGGCUUGGCGUCCCCCCGGGCUGGUACCAGCAGAGGCUGAACAUCCCUUUUGGAGGGAUAUUUAACUUGCAGGGACCUUCCAACCUAGCCUGUUGACUUCCUGAAAUUCAGUGGCUCAUCACCUUAGUCUCUAGGAAGCUUUGCUGGCUAAAACCAAGGCCAAUUCAGGUUAGCACCUCAUCUGUGGGUACUUUCCCAAAGCGAGUGAAAAUUGUGGAAGUUGGUCCCCGAGACGGACUACAAAAUGAAAAGAAUAUUAUACCUACUCCAAUGAAAAUCAAACUGAUAGACAUGCUUUCCGAAGCAGGACUCCCUGUUAUAGAAGCCACCAGCUUUGUGUCUCCCAAAUGGGUUCCCCAGAUGGCUGACCACGCUGAAGUCAUGAAGGGCAUCCAGAAAUUUCCCGGCAUCAGCUACCCAGUGCUGACCCCAAAUUUCAAAGGCUUCCAGGCAGCGGUUGCUGCCGGAGCCAAGGAAGUGGCUGUCUUUGGAGCUGCCUCCGAGCUCUUCAGCAAGAAGAACAUCAACUGCUCCAUAGAUGAGAGUGUGCAGCGGUUUGACGAAAUCUUGAAGGCAGCUCGGGCAGCCAGUAUCCCUGUGCGGGGGUACGUCUCCUGUGUGCUUGGAUGCCCCUACGAAGGGAAGAUCUCCCCAGCUAAAGUAGCUGAGGUCGCCAAGAAGAUGUACUCAGUGGGCUGCUAUGAGAUCUCUCUGGGGGACACCAUUGGCGUGGGCACCCCUGGGACCAUGAAGGAUAUGCUGUCCGCUGUCAUGCAUGAGGUGCCAGUGGCUGCCCUGGCUGUCCACUGCCAUGACACCUAUGGCCAGGCCCUGGCCAACACCUUGAUGGCCCUGCAGGUAAUCAGGAUGGGAGUGAGUGUCGUGGACUCUUCUGUGGCGGGACUUGGAGGCUGUCCCUAUGCACACGGAGCAUCAGGAAACUUGGCCACCGAGGACCUGGUCUACAUGCUGGCCGGCUUGGGCGUUCAUACGGGUGUGAACCUCCAGAAGCUCCUGGAAGCUGGGGCCUUUAUCUGUCAAGCCCUGAGCAGAAGAACCAGCUCCAAAGUGGCUCAGGCUACCUGUAAACUGUGAGCCCCUUGCCCCCCGAAGCCCUGGGGGACUGUGUGGGAACAGGGACGUGUGGAUGACUCACAGAUGGGCAUGUGGAAAUGAGAAUGAAAUCAACAGGAGUAGGCACCUCACUGCCAGCUCUGCACCUAGGUCUCUCCUGGCGGAAAGGAGGUGGACUGGAGUCGCCUGGCCUCAGGCCCUCCCUCCCUGACCUGAGUAUGAAUGAGAGGCUUGGGCAGCUGGAGGUCUCCCUUCACCAUGGACCCAAAGGCCCAGGAGUUGGAUGCCUGCGGGCACUUGGGAACCCAAUUCUCUGACUUGGGUUGAUCCUCAAGUCUCAUCUCUGGGUGAAACCUGCCAGUUGGCCACUCUACACAGCUUGAUGCUGCCAUAUCCUUGGGGCCAUCGCUCGCUGACUUUGUAGGGCAAAGGGGCAGGGAGGAGUUUUUCCCUCAGCUGACAGAGGGCAUUUGGUGAAGGGGUGAGGGCUGAGCUGUGGUGGCCACCUGCCAACUCCAGCACCUCUGGAAAAUCUCCACUUUGAACAUGAUUGUUGAAAAUAACUUAUGUAAUUAAAAGUUUAAUGACAUAA
Molecule: messenger RNA, 1699 nt
Organism: Physeter macrocephalus (sperm whale)
Lineage: Eukaryota; Metazoa; Chordata; Mammalia; Artiodactyla; Physeteridae
Gene: HMGCL
Product: 3-hydroxy-3-methylglutaryl-CoA lyase
Exons: 10
Coding region: 304-1128 (274 amino acids)
Biological process (GO): ketone body biosynthetic process; L-leucine catabolic process
Cellular component (GO): mitochondrion
Molecular function (GO): hydroxymethylglutaryl-CoA lyase activity
Source: RefSeq, a predicted model, not a curated record